Bombus impatiens (common eastern bumble bee) is the source of this 3476-nucleotide messenger RNA. It is a transcript of the gene GLS, whose product is annotated as glutaminase kidney isoform, mitochondrial. Gene Ontology annotation, molecular function: protein binding; glutaminase activity. Bases 182 to 2110 code for a protein of 642 amino acids. The record is from RefSeq and is a predicted model, not a curated record. Gene Ontology annotation, biological process: L-glutamine catabolic process. The transcript is spliced from 12 exons. Lineage: Eukaryota; Metazoa; Arthropoda; Insecta; Hymenoptera; Apidae.
CUCAGUACCACGUUAUUGUCGGGACGUCGAGGGUCUCUCGUGUCAUCGUUUCUGAGAACUUACGUGUGUCUAGAAGAGGAAGAUCGAAGGAGGAAGUGUCAGCCAACGUGAAUCUUCGUGCCAGUUAAUCCACGUUGAGUUACUUCUUCGCAGUCGCGUUUUGCUUUGGCGAACAGCUCGAAUGAACUGCGAGGCGAUCGUCAGGGGCGUGAGAAUGCUGAAGAUCGUCAAGGUCGGCUCGAACGGACUCAGAAGGCUGCACACAAGCAAUAAGAGACGAGCGGCGGUACCAGCGUCGAAGAAACUGGGACGUGCAAAAUACUUGGAUGCCGCUUUUGGAAGUGCCUUAGAAUUAGAACGAGCACAGACACGCGAGUACAGCUUCAUUCAUGACAGUCAUUACAUGUACACUAGAGAUCAAGAUCAAGCAACGAACGCGGAAGAUGUUCUCUUCGACAUGUUUAAAAACGAGGAUACCGGCCUCCUAGCGGUGGGAAAGUUUUUGGCUGCUCUGAGGACCACCGGUUUGCGAAACGAAGACCCUAGACUUCAAGAAUUUACGGAUAAUUUACGAAAGGAACACUUGAAGUGCGGAGGUCACGAGGGUGUAUCUCACGAGACUCAAAAAUUGAAUAGAGAACAAUUUAGACGAAUUAUAAAUCCGAACAUAGUGCUGAUCUCGCGGGCGUUUAGGCAUCAAUUCAUUAUCCCCGACUGGUCGGGCUUCACCAAGCACAUAGAGGACUUCUAUUGGAAAUGCAAAUCGAACUCGGAGGGCAAGGUCGCCUCGUACAUACCGCAAUUAGCGAGGAUGAAUCCAGAUUAUUGGGGCGUUUCCGUUUGCACGAUCGAUGGACAGAGAUUCAGCAUCGGCGACACCUCGAUCCCGUUUACUUUGCAAAGUUGUAGCAAGCCCUUGACUUAUGCGAUCGCUUUAGAUAGGCUGGGACAGGAAGUGGUCCAUCAAUACGUUGGCCAGGAACCAUCCGGACGAAACUUCAACGAGUUGGUGCUAGAUUACAACAAGAAACCUCAUAAUCCUAUGAUCAACGCUGGGGCAAUCUUAAUCUGUUCUCUCCUAAAGUCUCUAAUCAAGCCUGAAAUGACUUUAGCCGAAAAAUUCGAUUUUACAUUAAACUACUUCAAGAGGCUAGCUGGUGAAGAGAAUCUAGGCUUCAACAACGCUGUGUUUUUAUCGGAACGGGAAGCUGCUGACAGAAAUUACGCACUUGGAUUCUACAUGAGGGAGCACAAUUGUUAUCCCGAUAAAUCGAAUCUAAAAGAAAUCUUGGAUUUCUAUUUCCAGUGUUGCUCCAUGGAGGCGAAUUGUGACACAAUGGCAGUGAUGGCAGCCACUUUGGCCAACGGUGGUAUUUGUCCCAUCACCGAAGAAAAAGUUUUAAAGCCUGACAGCGUUCGAGAUGUUCUGAGUUUAAUGCACAGUUGUGGAAUGUACGACUACAGUGGCCAAUUUGCGUUCAAGGUUGGCAUACCAGCGAAGUCCGGAGUGUCAGGAUGUCUCUUGGUAGUGAUACCAAACGUGAUGGGUAUUUGCACGUGGUCUCCACCAUUGGAUCCCCUUGGGAACUCCUGCAGAGGCGUCCAAUUCUGCCAGGAACUCGUCUCUGAGUUCAACUUUCAUAGCACCUACUAUGAUCACAGGUACGACAAUCUGAAGCACGCGACUAACAAGAAAGAUCCGAGGAGGCACAAAUACGAAACCAAAGGGCUGUCGAUCGUUAAUCUUCUGUUCAGCGCAGCCAGUGGCGAUGUUACGGCGAUGAGAAGGCAUCGAUUGAGCGGAAUGGACAUGACCCUGUCGGAUUAUGAUGGUCGAACAGCUCUGCAUUUAGCUGCUAGCGAAGGGCAUCUGGAUUGUGUCGAAUUUUUAAUCGAACAGUGUGGAGUUCCUCACAAUCCUAAGGAUAGAUGGGGAAAAAGGCCGAUCGAUGAAGCAGAAACAUUCGGACACAUGCAAGUGGUGGAAUACUUAAACAACUACGCUAUAGCCUUAAAGACGGAACAGAAAAACGAAGAGAAGGAGAAUAAUACGGAGGAAGGGGAUCAAAUGAAAGUAGCUGAAUCAACGACGCAAACGCCGAUACCAUAAGAUCAUAGCAGCUUUAGAUAGGAUAUUUUUCAUAGAAAGUGCGCGGCGUGAUUGACUUACAAUAAGAAAAUGACGGAAGGAUCUCGAGAUCACAGUGAAUCGAUUAUUUUCCUACAAAAACACACGUUACGGCUGAUUUAGUUUAUUUUUACGAUUAGUUGAAUUUGCAGCCUAGAAUCAAAAUCAUUAUAAUCUUGUUCUUACCACCAAAUAGUGUAAAUUAUAUUUAUAGCCGUUUCUUUUCUUGUGUCUUAAUUAUUUGAUCUUUUUGUAUGAAUGUGUGCGUAUGUGUAUAGAUUUUAAGAAACGUAUGAAUGUUUUUUUGAACUAUGUUAAUUAUUUUUGUUUCUUUUUAACAGGAUACGAUUCGUAUGGCAUUUUUAGUAUUAAAGAUUUAUCGUUCAUGAAAUAGCGACAGUUUGGAUGACAGAAGGCUAGCACGUUCAUGGUAAUUUUACAGUAUUAUUUACGUGAUUUAGUUCUUAUUUAUGAUAAGGAAUACUUAUACGUAAAUGUCGUCUGUUUAAGUAUUAAUUUAUAUUUCGAAUGAUUGUGCAAGAGAACUGACGUAUACCGAUGAUAAUUUCUAUAAUAGUAUAAAGAACAUUUCGUUCAUUUACUACGAUACUCGUUCCUACGUGUUCAUCGGUGUAUGCUUUGAGUAUCAGGAAGGAAAAGUUCCAAAUUUAGGUACAACUAAGAAUCAUUUUCUAUCAAUUUGCAAUUGACACUUUCCUAAUUUUAGUAUUUCCUGUUCCAUUUCGUUUAACCUUCCAUUUUAUUGCUAUGUUAUAUUAUAUUUCAUCAGCGUAGUAUUAUAUUGAAAUAAAACGAUUUAUUUAUGACAAUUGUUAAUAACGAGAUUUUAAAUUGAAAAAACCAGAACUGUGAUUGUCUGUAUCCUAUAUAUAAAAUUAUUAGUCAAAGGAAUAAGGGUCGUGGAUCUCUAUAUUAGUAGAGGAAGAGAACAACAAAAAGUGGCUACCGGAAGCGUCUUCUGCUUCCUGUAUAGGUGGUACAUUUUACCACUAUCUGUUUAUUCAAUCAAAUGUUCAACCCUUUAUUUGGCAAAAUGGAAAUGCAGAAAAUUGAUAUUGUUUAACUUCCAAAGAAACUCACUUUUCUGUGAAUCAUUUGCUUUAUAAAAUUAUUGAAAUCCGAAUUGCCGAAUAAGGGGUUCGUGUUAGUGUCACGUUUCGUCAAUUACCUCGAAAUCUGCCUUAAAGUAGACGAAAGAAUGGUAAUUAUACAAAGGGGAGUAAAAAACUUAUCAAAUUUCGCUUUGUGCGAUUCUUCAUUGUCUCGUGAGCAAGAACAUGUAAAAAUCGAAGACGCGAAGUGGAAUGAACUGCAUGGAUAACAUGGA